AUGCUUCCGGUGGAUUUCGUGGACGUAACGGGGCCCAAGAUCAUGACUGUUGCAAUCUCGGAAAGCCUGGGUCAGUUGCUAGGCAGGACUGUCGAUGAUCGCGAUUUUUCCGGCAUCAAACAACCCAAGUUACUUGGUGAUGUCCUGAUUAUUCCAGGGAAUUCCUUCGCUGCACGCCAGAAUGGAUAUCCGACGGACCAAGAGACACUCUUGUGA
This is a messenger RNA of Aspergillus chevalieri, 216 nucleotides long. RefSeq lists its product as uncharacterized. NCBI's taxonomy places the organism in Eukaryota, Fungi, Ascomycota, Eurotiomycetes, Eurotiales, Aspergillaceae. The record is from RefSeq and is a predicted model, not a curated record. Bases 1 to 216 code for a protein of 71 amino acids. The transcript has a single exon.